This is a messenger RNA of Alosa sapidissima (American shad), 4367 nucleotides long. It is a transcript of the gene marchf1, whose product is annotated as membrane-associated ring finger (C3HC4) 1. Gene Ontology annotation, molecular function: MHC protein binding; ubiquitin protein ligase activity; zinc ion binding. Bases 2296 to 3924 code for a protein of 542 amino acids. The record is from RefSeq and is a predicted model, not a curated record. Gene Ontology annotation, biological process: protein polyubiquitination; antigen processing and presentation of peptide antigen via MHC class II; immune response. Gene Ontology annotation, cellular component: cytoplasm; late endosome membrane; early endosome membrane. NCBI's taxonomy places the organism in Eukaryota, Metazoa, Chordata, Actinopteri, Clupeiformes, Clupeidae. The transcript has 7 exons.
UCAGUUCUAUGGCUAACGUCACAAAGUUAAGUGUGAGUCUGCGCAGUACUGGGGGGACCAACUGAAAAAUCGUUCUACUCAGUGCCCUCCUAUUGAAAACGACAGAGUCUGUUCGUCCAUUUCUUUUACUGUCUAUGGUCCAUCUUCACUCAAGCCACCUCAUCUGCAGCUGUUGAAAUAGGCCUAUUUCAUUGGCUAAUCUGCCUGGUAUGCAAAGUCAAGAUUUGCCUCCAAGAUGAUGCUUUACCCUGAAACUUAAAACAUAUGAUAGCUAGAACUACGUACAGAAUUAUCAUAGCCAGUAACUGAAAUGUCGUUCAAAAAAGUGCAAUGUCAAGUGCAACAAGUAUGAAUAUACAUUAAAAUAUACAAAGACCCAUUUAUACAAAAAUGGAUGCAUGUAUGUUUCCUAUUUAAGCAAUGUGGGCGCUGGGUGGGAAAACUACAUCUGUUUAGGUCUCAGACUCGUAAGGACACUAGUGUUGCGACAUUUUUUAUUUAUCUUUACCAGGGGUGCCAAUAAAUGUGCAGGACACAGUAGCCUAUGUUCCUAGAAGACUGGAAUGCUGUGGAGGUUGGCAUGCUGGCCUACAUUGGCAUACAUUUCCAGAUCUGGAUUUUGGCAUGGCAUGUAGGGUUGGGCAAUAGCUGAAGAGAUCAUAUAGAUUCGCCUUCAUCUGUGAGGAAUAAGUAUGGCUGAAGAUGGUGUUGAAUUAUUUUAAUCAAAACUAUUUAUUCAUUAUUGUCCAAAUAAAAAUCAGGCAGAAAUUGGUCUGGUAUAAACCAAAAUAAUGCAAUUUUAUUAAUAGCCCCACAGAUAAAGUUACACCAACAUAAGUUCAUGUAAUCAGAUCCAAAAGCACUGUCAGGCUGUUUACUUUGCUAUGUAUAGCAAGUUCAUUACAUCUAAAUAGAAAUAUAGUUCAUUACAUCUAAAUAUGAAUAUGUCAACAUCAUCACAUUGGUUCUGUGAUAAAUCUGUGCAGCAGUUAUAAUGCUAAAACAACACGGAUCUGGUCUUUACUCAGAAAGUUCCUGUCCAGUUUGUUGUUAAGAGCACUUAUGUCGCUGCCCAUAUGCGGUGCGAUUUAAUAUCUUUGCUAACACAGCCAGGCUGCAAGCUAGUGUUGUGGAACAAAGCAACAGUGGCUCAUAAUCAUUGUUCAUCCAUUGUAGAGGUCUCUUCUUCUUCCUCCAUCUAGCUAUAAAAAUGAUGCAUUUAUCAAGGGUAAAGACAGUCUGAAUUUCCCUUUGGGGAUCAAUAAAGUAUCUAUCUAUCUAUCUAUCUAUCUAUCUAUCUAUCUAUCUAUCGGUCUUUCCUUACUGUCACCAGGAUUUGGAAAAAGGUUAAUAUCAUCAGCUUGUACCUUAUGGUGAAAUAGGAAGUGCCAUUGGUCACUGCCAAUUGGUUAGUGGCUGGUCCAAUGGUUUCAAAAUUAACCUGAAGUCCACGCCCAUUAGAAUACCAGGACUGUUACUAGGCUAAACUCUUCAUGAACCUUGGCAUAACCAGAUAGGUAGUCAGGAAUGACCACAAGUCACACACCUAUACACGCACGCACGCACGCACACACACACACACACUGCGCAUUUAUGUGACUGUCUGUCAGCAUUUUCCGUCUGUGACAGAAAUCCAUGAUUUUAUGUAUUGGCAAAGAUGUUCACUUUUAUGGUGUGUGUGUGUGCGUGUGCUGUGUGCGCAGUGUAGGUGCAAUAGUAAGCUCCAGAACGUUAAUCAGAUUAGGGAGGAGUGCCACUCCCAGCGUCUGUACACACCCACACACACCCACACCCCACCUCCUGGGAAGAGGGACUGGAUUUAAUGCGAAAAUAACCUAAGCUCCGUAUGGUUACUUACCAGGUUAGCAUGGCAGAGUCAACUCGCACAGACACACAUGCACACACACAUACACACACACACACACACACACUGACCUGUCAAUCUAAGGUGACAGAGACGACUUCCUCUCUCUUCCUCUCUGUCCAUCCAUCUUGCUCUUUGUCUACCUCCUUCCCAGCACCCCUCCCCCCCUCCCCCUCCUAUCCUCUUUACUCUGAGAGGCGGGAUCCUCAGGCGUUAUGAAGGAGUUGCCUCUACUAGCAUGCAGCGAAUGUGUCUCUGCGUCGUCCCUCCUGCGCAAAGUCCCCCCACUGGACACUAUCUGAGCCUGCUGGCGUGAGUGUGUGUUUGUGGAGGUGUGUGUGUUUUGUCUAAACUGAAGAGAGAAGAUGGCUGGCGGACGUAGAGGACCGAAGGUCUGCUGAGUCCCGGAGGGACAGGCGUGCCUCUAGAGAAUGCCGCUUCAUCAGAUCUCUGUGGUGCCCGCCGCCAAGGACUCAGCUAGCACUGGCCGUAGCUCCAGCCGCUCCAAAGAGAAGACUAAGGAGGGGGAAAAAGGGCCAGGGCGAUCAGGGAGUCGAUCAAGCAAUAUCUCGAAGGCGAGCGGUACCGCUGCGGGGGCGGGGCUAAACAGUGCGUCACGUACGUUGGUCACUCCCUCUGCUCAGGACAUUUGCAGCACUGGCACUCUGGCCAGGCUUGAGGAGAAUGGUGCAGAGCAGAACACACCCGUCAUGCCCAUAAGCCCCGCCUUGGAGUCGGCCCCCUCGGGGAAGCGGCAGGUGAAGCGGCGUCACCGACGGCGACGCGAGAGCUCGGGCGUGGGCUGCGUCAGCGAAUGCGUCGAGGGCCAAAAGGGCGAGCGGGAGCGGGAGCGCGAGAAGGAGAAGGAGCGCUCGCGACGCACGCGCACACACUCGGACUCGUCCGACGAGGACGAGCAGCAGCGAUGGAGGGAGUCGCGCUCCUGGUCGCGGGAGAAGGCCCGGCGACGUCGCAGCAGCAGCGGCCGGCAGACGCAGACGCAGACGCAGACGCGCGUCCGCGCGCAGGAGAGCCGCGGCGCCGGCGAUGCGGUGGAGCUGCUGUCGGUGGGCUCGGACGAGGCCGGCAAGGAAAACCACGCGCCCGAGCCAGCGCUCGCCAAGAGCUCCAAGAAGUCGUCCUCGCUGAAGAGGGAGGAGAGGAGCGGCAAGGCAGCCAUUCAGAGACGAGCCAGCGGGAAAGAGGGGCGGGCCAGCGAAGAGGAGCAGCCAAUCAUGAAGAGCUAUGAGGAGGAAGGAGACGGGGGCGACAACCUGUCAGUUCCUGUUGUCCAAAAACCCAUCAUUGCCACAGAACCCAAUGGGAACAUACAAACUAAAGUACAGACCAAUACAGUCACACCUUGCUCUGAUGAGGAGUUGGAGGUCUGCAGGAUUUGUCACUGUGAGGGAGACGAGGAGUGUCCGCUCAUCACGCCAUGCCACUGCACGGGGAGUCUGCGCUUCGUGCACGAGGGCUGCCUCCACCAGUGGAUCAAGAGCUCCGACACGCGUUGCUGUGAGCUCUGCAACUACCAGUUCAUCAUGGAAACCCACCUCAAGCCUUUGCGCAAGUGGGAGAAGCUGCACAUGUCCACCGGGGAGCGCAGGAAGAUCUUCUGUGCCGUGACCUUUCACGUCAUCGCUGUAGUGUGUGUGGUGUGGUCACUUUAUGUGCUCAUCGAUCGCACCACAGAGGAGAUGAAGAUGGGCAAAAACCCUGCGGUGGUGCGUCUCUCUCCUUUCAAUGCCUCAGGCAUGCUGGAGUGGCCCUUCUGGACCAAGCUGGUCGUGGUGGCCCUUGGCUUCACGGGCGGCCUCAUCUUCAUGUACAUCCAAUGCAAAGUCUACCUGCAGCUCUGGAGGCGCCUCAAAGCCUUUAACCGCAUCAUCUUCGUCAAGAACUGCCCGGACACGGUCAGGAGCGCCGAUGAGACCAAAGCGUCCGGCACCACCCAGACCAACGGGAGGCACGAGCCAGUCGAGGUGUGCCCUCCGCCUUCCCUGGCCCCCACUACCGCUCCCAUCCAUGCGGGCAGUGCAGGCGUGGCUCCUGUGUGAUGGACGGUUCGAUAAGCCAAUCACGGCGGUGACAUAUCUGAACCCUCCGUAUGACUGAUGGGUGAGAGGUUAAGAGGUCAGACGGGUGCUCUCAAAUGAAAACAAAGCCAAGGCUGGUGGUCUACAGAACUAGUGUGAGACGGAGGAGAGGGAGAGAAAGAAGCAAUACCCAAACAGAGCAGGAAAAUGUCCAUUAUUAUGAGAGAGACCAGACUCAUUUGGACAGCGAUUGAGAUGGUUUUAAGCAGUGGUCCCCAAACUACGGCCCGCGGGCCGGAUACGGCUCACCACCUCAUUUUGGGUGGCCACCCAAAACAUGUUCGUAGUAUAUAUCAUCCGGCCCGCACGGGAGUACAACAUCGUCAAACUAAAACCUCCACAAUUUCCCCCAUUCAUUCUCUAUGGCGAGUCUUAACAGUACACAUGUAAUACUCUUUUUGUCC